UUGACAGCUGAUACCUGCCACCCCUGCGUCACCGCGGCUUCCCUGAAACGUCAGUAACAGGGAGGGCGGAAGGAAGGACCGCUACACGCGGUAAUGGCUGUGUGGUCGGCGUCGCCCUCCGUGUGUGGAUAUAUGCAUGCGUACAGCGCCUCUAUUCUUCAACACCGAUACCAUCCUUGGUUCUCUUCUCUCGGCUGUUUUUGUUCGUCGAGGUUGGUGGAUUAUUAUGAUGCAGCAGGCGAUCCCCUACAGCAGCGGCAAGGCAUGGCCCUCGCUGAGUCGGGCGCCGGAGGCAUGGGAGCUCAAGAAGAUCAUCGGCGGCGCCGGCGAGAUCAGGGUGGCGGUGGAGGAGAACCCCGUGGUGGUGGUGGGGCGGAGCGGCUGCUUCAUGGUCCACGUCGUCCGGAGGCUGCUGCUGGGGCAGGGGGUCAACCCCGUGGUGUGCGAGGUCGGGGAGGACGCUGACGAGGCCGCCAUCAUGGCAUCGCUGCCGCCGGAGGCGCACGACGAGAGGCGGACUUCUGCCGCCACGGUGACGCUGCCGGCGGUGUUCGUAGGGGGCAGGCUGGUGGGGGGGCUGGACCGGCUCAUGGCCGUCCACAUCUCUGGCGAGCUCGUGCCCAUCUUGAAGCGAGCCGGCGCUCUGUGGCUAUGAAUCGCAUCCAAUUCCGUAAACCUUCUUCUGCGUCUAAAGUGAUUCUGCUGCCAUUAAUGCUGCUCGAUUUGGUUCGUCUUCCUGCAAUGUAAUGAUGUAAGCUGCGAUUCUUACGGAGCCGAAUAAUUUUUGGCUGGGAGAAGGAUUGUGUGUCCUGCACAUACAAUAAAUUAUUCGCAUGACUUCAGAGAUUUAUUGAUAUGUAUAAUUUCUUAUAUUAAAUUAAAAAGAAAUUUGUUCGA
This is a messenger RNA of Musa acuminata AAA Group (dessert banana), 897 nucleotides long. Its product is annotated as monothiol glutaredoxin-S9-like. The record is from RefSeq and is a predicted model, not a curated record. Lineage: Eukaryota; Viridiplantae; Streptophyta; Magnoliopsida; Zingiberales; Musaceae. The coding region runs from base 137 to 655 and encodes 172 amino acids. The transcript has a single exon.